AUGGCUGAAAACUACCACAAGGAGGUCAUUGCUGGCCUUAAGGACAAGAGCCUUCUCAUUCAAGAGGCCUUCAUCGAUGGCCAAUGGGUCGCCAAGGAUAACAAAUUUGACGUCUUUGAGCCCUCUACUGCCACUGUCCUCGGACAGGUCGCCAACUGUGCCCUCGAGGACUUCCAAACCGCCAUCAAGAGCGCCGAUGUUGCCCAUACAAAGUACUUCGACAGCACAACUGGUGCCAGCCGAGGUGCCCUGUUGAGGAAAUGGUACGACCUCGUUCUCGCCAACCAGGAGGACUUGGCCAACAUUCUGUCUCUCGAGAACGGAAAGACCUACUCUGAGGCUCUGGGAGAGGUUCUGUACUCUGCCAGCUUCAUCUCAUGGUUCGCCGAAGAGGCCACUCGAUCCUACGGCGUCACGAUCCCUUCUUCCGCUCCUCACACCACCCUCAUGACCGUCCGCGAACCCGUUGGUGUCUGCGGUAUCAUCACACCCUGGAACUUCCCCGCCGCCAUGAUCACUCGAAAGAUCGCUCCCGCCCUGGCCGCUGGUUGCUCUGUUGUUAUUAAGCCUCCUUCCGAGACUCCCUACUCCGCCCUUGCUUUCACUAAGCUCGCCAUCGAAGCUGGUCUUCCUCCUGCCACCAUCCAGGUUCUUCCCACUCGUGACCGCCAAGCUGCUACUGAGCUCGCUACCAACCCUCUGGUUAAGAAGAUCUCCUUCACUGGUUCUACUGGUGUUGGCAAGUACCUCGCCAAGCUUGCUGCUGGCACCUUGAAGAAGCUGAGCUUGGAACUCGGUGGUAACGCUCCUUUCAUUGUCUUUGAGGAUGCCGACCUUGACCUUGCUGCCGAGGGUGCUAUGUUCUGCAAGUUCCGAUGCUCUGGACAAACUUGCGUCUGCGCGAACCGACUCUACGUCCAGAAGAGCGUCGCUAAAGAAUUCACCGCUAAGCUCGUCGAGAAGGUCAACGCUCUCAAAAUGGGUAGCGGUCUCGACAAGUCCACCACUCAAGGCCCUCUCGUCAACAAGGCCGCUGUCGACAAGGUCAAGGAGCACAUUGCCGACGCUACCUCGAAGGGCGCCCAAAUCGCAACCGGUGGCUCUACCCCCGACAGCCCCGGUUUCUUCCACCAGCCCACCGUCCUCACUGGCGUCACACAAGAGAUGGCUGUCGCCAAGGACGAGACUUUCGGACCUUUGGCGCCCAUCUUCGAGUUCGAUACCGAGGAGGAUGCUAUUCGUCUAGCCAAUGACACCGAGUUCGGUCUGGCCGGAUAUUUCUUCUCCAAGGAUAUCAGCCGUGUUAUGCGCGUUGCCCACAAGAUGCAAGUCGGCAUGGUCGGAGCCAACACUGGAAAGAUCAGCGCUGCCGAGGCUCCCUUCGGUGGUGUCAAAGAGAGCGGUUACGGAAAGGAGGGCAGUCUGUACGGAAUGGCUGAGUACCAAAACAUCAAGUCCAUUACCAUUGGCAACCUCAACAACUAG
Molecule: messenger RNA, 1485 nt
Organism: Fusarium coffeatum
Lineage: Eukaryota; Fungi; Ascomycota; Sordariomycetes; Hypocreales; Nectriaceae
Exons: 5
Coding region: 1-1485 (494 amino acids)
Molecular function (GO): succinate-semialdehyde dehydrogenase (NAD+) activity
Source: RefSeq, a predicted model, not a curated record